Anolis carolinensis (green anole) is the source of this 5776-nucleotide messenger RNA. RefSeq names its product KIAA2012 ortholog. The record is from RefSeq and is a predicted model, not a curated record. Bases 861 to 4511 code for a protein of 1216 amino acids. The transcript has 22 exons. NCBI's taxonomy places the organism in Eukaryota, Metazoa, Chordata, Lepidosauria, Squamata, Anolidae.
GCUAGGGCUAACAGCGGGAGCUCACCCCGCUCCCCGGAUUCGAACUGCCGACCUUUUGGUCAGGAAGUUCAGCUUCUCUACCAUCUUGCAAUUCUCAAAAAUGGAUGUGAGUCUGAAGGGGAAUGAGAGAGCAAUGAAGCAACAAUGGCAGGAUAAAGAUCUGGAGUAAAGCAAGCAAAAGAUUUUGGACAGGUCACAAAAGGCUGCUAGCUGUUUCAUGAAGCAAUAUUUGGCCAUCUUUCCACAACUAGAGAGUGGAGUACAAGAAAGGAUGCAAUCUGCGAGAAAAAAAGGAAACUUACAUCAGUUGCAGUUCAGCUUUUAAUAGGGAGGAUGGGGGAAGUAGACGUUUGGAUGUUGCAGGCUGCAAGAAGGAUAAUAUUUCUCUUUCCGUGGGGGGUUUUGCAGGACAAUGCAUUCUUGGAAUCUGAUCCUGGGCCUUCCGAAAUCUGCUCUCUUUCUCUCCCUUCCCGCCUUCCCUCUUGCUGGUUUAAACAACUUAAUUUCCUUUUGGUGCCAUGGCAACACAGAAACAACCUCAGAGCACAAUAAGGAUGGCAGUGGCGUUUCACAGAUUUCUUGGGCCAACCGGAACGGAAGGAAAUUAAAUGAUAAGAAAAAUAAUAACCUAGAGAGGAAAAACAAAACCGAGGACUAUGCUUCUACAGUAUAUGGUUGUUUUGAUAUUUCUGUUUAUACUGGUAAUACAGAACAGAAUAAUGGACUGAUGUCUCCGGCUUAAGGAGACACUCUUAACACUAUCGUCCAGCUUUAUCGGCAGAACUCAAAUGAAGAUCUCUUAAAAUGGAGCAAAGUUACGUUUUCAAAAGUAGAUGGGAAUGUCAAUGGAUUUGUGAAUAAUGUCCAGUCUAUCUAUGCUAAGUCGUGGGGCUGGAGAAGUGAUCAGAAACAAACAAGAGAAGCUGGAGGUACAUUUUGAUCCUGAGGAUUACGUGAACUGGACAUCUCCUGAAACCCGUUCUCACAUCAAUGGACUACAGAUUCUGGAGGGAUCCUAUAAACUAUGUCUCCCUAAGACGUACAGCACCAGAACAGGUGCCUUAAUUCUCUAUUCUGAAGAUCUGGCUAAGCCAUCAAGGAGAUGGAAAGAAUGCAGAAAGUCCCGAAGAAGAGCAGGAAACAAAAAACGGGCCCUGCAUGUUGAACUACACACCCUCCAAGAUUUAGUUCGAGCCAUUUUGGCAUAUGGCAGUAAAGAGGCAAAUAAGAAAGGGACUGCUUGGCAGCCGUGUCUUCACUUCCUAAGUGAGCCAUACUUCCGGACUGACAGACAGAUGAGACCAGGCUAUUCAGCCAAGAGGUAUCUCCUUAAACUCUCUCAGACCUGGGACCCGAGCAUAUUACAGAAGCUUCAGCGUUCAGGAUAUAUUAGAGAUCCCUGGUUGCUUGCGGAAAAUUCAGGAGAUGACAGAAAGAAACAACAGGAUCUGUCCGCUACUCCACCAAAAUAUAAUCUUCUUCAUAUCUUUUAUUCACCAUGCCCGUAUUUACAGACGGAGUUAGAAGAACCACACAUUUAUACAGCAGGCCUUGGCCCUUCAUUUCAGAAGCAGUCUGAGAAUAAAGUGAGAUUGGUGCAAAACCCUGAAGAAGAAAAAGGCAUCAGAGAAAGAGUUCGAAUUCCUUUAAGAAUUUCAGUCAGAAAACUGAGCUUCCACCUGAGACGCCAGCAAACAAAGGAGACCACCUGGAGCCAGGAUACAGCAUACAGAGAGAUCCCAGAGGAGAGCAAGACAGGGGUUCACCAAGACAGAGAGGCCAGUAAAGACGAGCUGGGCCACAGUGAAAGGUCAAAUAAAUCUGUCAAUUAUCCAACUUUGGCGAAUACCAUCAUUGACAAUUCUGAUCUAUGGAGUGAGCAAUCUCAUGUGACUUUCUAUGGAGGUUUUCUCCCUGGAAGAAAGAUCUCAUAUAGUGUUAGCCAAAGACAUUUGAAAAAUGGUGAUGGAAGUAGACCCUCAAUGGAUACAGGCUUAUUCCCACCUAUUCACCUAGAAGCAAGAUCAGAGCAAGGUGGAGCUACAAAGGAGCAUAAAAAACAGGUGCCAGAGAUCCUCAGGUUACCUCAGAUCCCUGAAGACUCGCCCAGAGUUCCUUGGAAACAAUGUGCAGCCAGUGAACUCUCCAAGGAACUUGUGGUCCUUCCACUGCUAGUUCACAUGGGAAGAGAGACUCAGGCCAAAGUGAAAAGGCUAAAAGGAACCUGCAGUAAUGAUCUACAGUCUACGACUGAUAGCUGUAAUAAGCACUUGACCCUUUUGCAAAAUGAUCUCAUUUUGGAGUCAGACCAUAAAAGGCAGCAAGAGCAGAUGACCGGCAGUCGGAUUACAGAUUCUUCCCAAGUCAGUUUCACCUUACCUCCCAUAAAUAACAAAGAUUAUUCUCUCAGUACAAAGAAGAUAAGGAAGACAGAGGUGUGUUCUGAAAAUAACCUUGAGUAUGAAAGAGAAUACCAUAAAGGCACUUCACUCAGCAGCCCCAUCAAGUGUCCUGAUAGAGAAAUCAUCUGUCCGUCACUCUUGGGAUCCAUCCAAACUACUGAUGAUCCCCGGCAAUUUGGCUUAAUUCCAGAUGAAGAAGCAAGGGAGGCUGAAGCACCAGCUGGAGUUGGAAUAGUUUCCAGAAGUCUACCUGAGGCCUCUUCUGAAGUUCAAGAACAGGAUGGGAAGGAACUCCUCCAGACUCAACAAAAUGGGAACAAGAAUGGCUUCAAAACCAAACAAAAUACUGCAGGAAAUGGGAGCAUUUCUGUUGAAUUCAGAAAAAGGAAUCAGCAGAGCCAAGGUGGUGCCUGUACAAACAACAACCAGCUGCAAACCGAGGAGGAAAGGGAACAUUUCACCUUGCCACAGACACAGAAGCUAAAACAGCAGAUCAAGGAUGACUUUAAGCAAGGGUUUCAAGGAUGUGAAUUGGAGCCUUGGAAAGAUACACAGAAGAAGCUGGAGGACUUGCCUCAGUCAGGCAGUCUCUUGCACCUGAAACCACAGCUGGUUUCCACAUCAGAGAUGGAGAGUGUCCCUAAAUCAGGUAAUGCUGUCAAAAGGCUUCUUGACCACAGUGAGGAAAUUCAGGAGAGCACAAGAAUGGGCUUCUCUUCUUCUGAAAAGAAGUUUGGAAUUGAAGAACAUAACAUGGCUUUCUCAAAGAAGACCAGGAAGCAAGUGAAAGACACUGGCCUCAAAACAAAAUCCCAGGCAGCAAGUGUUUUGGAGAACAAGUCAACACAAAGACAGAAGAAAUAUGAAUUGGGGAAAGUUGGAGAUGUUUCAAAAGUACACACAAAGAAUGCCAAGAAAGAUCAUCACCAAAAGCAGACAGAAUUUGUUGUAGGAAAACCAAGACAGAAAAAAACUGCUGGGAAAACAGUUGCUUUUCCCAAAGAGAAACCAGCAGGUAUCCGAAAAUCAAAAACAGAGGAGUCACUCCAAGAAAGGAGAGGAGAUGCUGAUUUGCAACAGACUGAUUCUUUUGAUGAUGAAGAAGGAGGAAGAGAACAGGAAGCUGGUGGUGAGGAUGUCAACAGUAUGGGAGGCAUCUCUGACCAAAGUUGCCCUCCUUCCACCCCUCUUCAGGAGGAGCAUCCCUUGGUGAUGCAGGAGGAAUGGCCUUCUCCUGAAGACACCGCCCACUCUUCUGCAUCUCCGGUCAGCCUUCCAAACAACAAACCAAUUCUUCUUCAUCCAGUCCUUCCUAUUGCAAAUGGCUCCCAGACUGAUGAAGUCCACAGCAGGGAAUUUCCAGAGGGUCUCCCGCAAAACAAAGAAGAGGAGAAACGAUCACGGGAAAAGAUGAUAGCAGAGAGGGCAGAGAAGAGACGGCUGGCAGUAGAGAGAAAACGAAAAGAGCAGGAGGAUUUGAAGCGGAAAGAACAAGAGCAACAGGCACGCAUCGAGAGAAUGAACGAAGAAAUGCAGCUGGAAAAACAGAGGAGAAUUGAGGAGAUACGUUUAAGAAAGCAACAGCUAGAAGAAGAGCGUCAUCGUCAGCAGGAGGAGGCUGAAAAGAAGCGGCAAGCUGAAAAGGCCGCUCAAGAACGUCUUCGGCAGCAGCAAGAAGAGUACCGUAGGAAACUUCUGGAAAUCCAGAGGAAAAAACAGGAGGAGGAAGAAGAACGUGCAGAAGCAGAAAAACGCAGACAAAAAGAAAGGGAAAUCCAACUAGAGGAAGAACGCCGACGCUUAGCAGAGAUGGCUGAGGAAGAAAGGUUGGAGUAUCUAAAGAAGAAACAGGAAGAAGAGGAGAAAACGAAACGUGAGGCUGAGGAGAGAAGGAAAAAAGCUGAGGAAGAGGCAAGAAUUGCAUUAGAAGAAGAAAGGCAGCAUGCGCUGUUACUGGCAAGACAAAGAGAAGAGCUGGAGAAGCAACAGCAGUUCCAAUACAAGACACUUGUGGAAGCCAGUGGCCUGGAACGAGAGCAAAACAUUUCCCGUCCAUGGGUUUAUUCCUAUUUCCAGCAUAGUUGUUUAAAGGUGAGGGACGGUGAUUAAAGAACAUGCAAGUAGCAUUUUUUUCUAGAGUACUACCAAGAGGCUGCAGACAUUUUCAUCUACCCCCAAAGCCAGCCCUGUUCUCCGCUUCUCCAGGGAAAAGUUGCUCUUUUACAUCCAUACAGUAAAUGAUUGUGUUCCAGUUGAGUCAAGACACAGAACCACCUCCUCUGGAACAUAGAACUGUUUUAGAUCUUCAGAUCUAAUUUUGUUGAUAAGAAGCUUUCACAAGCUUGCAAGGAUCUUCAUAAACUUCAGACAAGUGAACUAUUCAUGACAUCUAAUGAUGCAAGUCAUGUGCACUGCUCUAUUCUAAAACUGCAAUGGUAAAGUAGCUUGGUUAUGGCAAGAUGGUAUAUAUUCCACAUAUACAAGUUGCACUUUUAAACUUAGUUCUGUAUUAGUGAUGAGACCGCUUCUUCUACACUUCAAGACAACAGGGCAUUUUAGGGUCAACCAGUAUACUCCAACAGGAAAACCAGGAGAACCUUGAUGCUGUCUCCAGCAUCUGCUACCUAAAGUAGUUAUCUCAGGGCCCUUCCAGACAGGCCCUAUAUCCCAGGUUUUCUGUUUAUCCCAAAUUAUCUGGCAGUGUGGACUCGUAUAAUCCAGUUUAAAGCAGAAAAACUGGGAUCACAUCCUGGGAUAUAGGACCUAUCUGGAAGGGCUUUCAGUCUGCCUAACAGUAGGACAGACUCUGCAAAACAAAAGCCCAUAGAUAUAUAGCCUACAUGCUGUUAGUAGUGACUCCUAGAAAUGCAAAGCAUCAUACUCCAUGUUUUCUAGUCUUUAUCAGGUAGAUGAGGACAUAUUACAGCUGGGACAAUGCUGGAAACACACUAAGAUUCUACUAACACUUGCUGAACCAAGAGUGAAGAGGAAUGCAGAAGAGGACAAGCGUAAUCUUGUGUUCCCAUUAUUGCUCCUUAUGCAAAUCUAUUCAAUUUAAUGUACGUCUUUUCUCUACAAACAGUUUAUAGAAAGAAGCAGCUAUUUCCGCAGAAUAAAAUCCUCCAAAGUGCAAUGAUAAUCCCUCCCUUUAGAAUACCUGAAGCACUUGGACCUGCAAGCAAGGGGGUGCAAACUCCUCUCCAAUUUAAGCGGAGGGGGCAAGGAGGUAGGAGCAGCAGAAUCUACAUUGCCUUGGGCCAUACUGAUUCUCCAUACAAUGUAAGGGUGAGCGAGAGAAAUCAGUAUCAUGGGUCAGACUUGCAUUUUGAUGUACUCAAGAUUAAAUUGCAAUAAAUUACUUUAUUACAGCUACA